Capronia coronata CBS 617.96 is the source of this 1083-nucleotide messenger RNA. RefSeq lists its product as uncharacterized. Gene Ontology annotation, molecular function: nucleotide binding. The record is from RefSeq and is a predicted model, not a curated record. Lineage: Eukaryota; Fungi; Ascomycota; Eurotiomycetes; Chaetothyriales; Herpotrichiellaceae. Bases 1 to 1083 code for a protein of 360 amino acids. The transcript is spliced from 2 exons.
AUGGCCUCCGAAAAGCCAACCUGCCGAUGGGGCAUAGUCUCAACCGGGUUCAUCGCAUCGUGGUUUGUCGACGACCUGGCGCUUGACCGGCCAGACGCGAACGUCAAGCAUGUCAUCCAAUGCAUCGGCUCGUCGUCUCUGGAAAAGGGCGAGGCGUUUGCAGCAAAGCACUGUCCCAACUCCAAGCCCGCCAUAUAUUCGUCGUAUGCCGAAGUGUACGCCGACCCCGACGUCGACUGUGUCUACAUCGGCACGCCGCACUCGUUCCACAAGCAGAACUGCCUCGACGCCAUCGCGGCCGGCAAGAACGUCUUGUGCGAGAAGGCCUUCACCAUCAACGCCCGAGAAGCGCGGGAGGUCUUUGAAGCCGCGGCCAAGAAAGGCGUCUAUGUCCAUGAAGCCAUGUGGCUCCGGCACCGACCGCUCGUCGCGGAUCUGACGAAGCUGCUGCACCAAGACAAAGUCAUUGGCGACGUGUUUCGCAUGUCGUCCGACUUCGGCUUCUACAUGGACAUUGCGGGACUGCCGGAGACGUCGCGACUCAAGGAUCCCAAGCUCGGCGCCGGCACAUUGCUCGACAUCGGUGUGUAUUCGCUCACCUGGGCCAUUCUGGCUCUCGACCCGGACUCGCCGAAGAACUCGCAAACCCCUAAACUCCUCGCCGCUCAGACCCAGAAGAACGGAGUUGAGGUGUUGUCGAGCGUGAUCUUGCAUUAUCCAUCGUCCGGACGACAGGGGAUGAUCACCUCCACGACCUUGUCGGAUGCCCCCUCCGACGUCGUCUGUCGCAUUCUGGGAACCGAGGGCUACAUCGAUGUCACAGGCUUGGCUCCGUCACACCCUGCGUCUUUCACAGUGUAUACCAAGAAAAAGGACGGCGGCGGGUUCGAAGAAGCCAGUAGAUCGAACUACACCGACAUUGGCCAUGGCUUCGUCCACGAGGCCGACGACACUGCCCUAGACAUUGCCGCUGGACGAAAAGAGAGUCCGAUCAUGCCUUGGAAGGAGACCAUUCGAGUCAUGGAAAUGAUGGACGAGAUUCGAAAGCAGGGCGGCACAAAAUAUCCCCAGGAUGACGAAUAG